AAAUCAUCACCAAUAAAACUGAUUAGCUAAAACCAUUAAAAUUAGAUCCGAAGGAAAGUGUGUUUUUCUUGUUCGCCCAAUGGCAUCCAAACAGAGAAAAAUUGGACGGAUGAUGAUGCCGAUUAGUUGUUGUAUCCCUUUGCUUCUUCUUCUUCUUCUUCUUUCAUUUCUGGUAAUCCCUUCUGGAUCUCAAAACACAUCAGGAGAUGAUGAAGAUGAAGAUGGGGUUCUUGAUUCAAUGGGGAAAAGGCGACUCCUUCAAUCCAAGAAAAAUUGCCCGGUGGACAUGGAGAUUCAGAACUACACGGCGAUCACAGGGCAGUGCAAAGGCCCGAACUACUCGGUCCAGCAAUGCUGCGGUGCUUUUCUGACCGUCGCGUGUCCCUUGUCGGAAUAUCUUAACGACCUCACCACCGACUGCGCCUCCAACAUGUUCUCCUACAUCAACCUCCUCGGCAACUACCCGCCGGGACUCAUCUCCAACCUCUGCAAAGGAGACAGGGUUGGCCUCCCCUGCCCCGCCGGAAAUGGCGGUGCAGCUCCCGCCCCGCCGCCCGCGUCGGCCGACGACCACGGCGGCGCAGCCACCUCUCCGCCUGCUCUUUGCCUGGUGCCGUUUCUGCUCUUGUGGAUGCUGUUUUUUUCAUUCUAGAUUUUACUGUGCUUUAAUUUGGUGUAGAGUUAAUUAAUGAACUUCUCUCUAUCUU
Messenger RNA from Cuscuta campestris, 707 nucleotides. The record is from the annotation of a GenBank genome assembly. Lineage: Eukaryota; Viridiplantae; Streptophyta; Magnoliopsida; Solanales; Convolvulaceae.